Molecule: messenger RNA, 935 nt
Organism: Aspergillus aculeatus ATCC 16872
Lineage: Eukaryota; Fungi; Ascomycota; Eurotiomycetes; Eurotiales; Aspergillaceae
Product: putative isochorismatase family hydrolase
Exons: 1
Coding region: 76-672 (198 amino acids)
Source: RefSeq, a predicted model, not a curated record
CUUCUCCAUUGAUCUUCAUCAUCUUAAGUCACUCACCACACAUACAUCUUCUCAACCCAAACCCAAGCAACAAAAAUGUCCCCCCUUUCCUUCCGCGAACACAUCAACCUCCCACCCUCAACCGCCACCCUCCACGACUCCACCCUGAUCAUCAUCGACGCGCAAAACGAAUACGCCACCGGCAAGCUCCAAGUGCACAAUGUGGCCCAAUCCCGCGUCGCCAUCGCCAACCUCCUCGCCAGGUACCGCGCCGCCGGCGCCAAGCAGAACAUCGUCCACGUCCUGCACCGCACGCCCGCGGGCGCCCCGCUCUUCACGCCGGACACCCCGCUCGCCGAGGAGUUCGAGGAGCUGCAGCCCCGCUCCGACGAGAAGGUCAUCUUCAAGCAACUUCCUAGCUGCUUUGCGCAGACGGAGUUGCACGAGCACCUCGCGGGGUUGGGGGCGGUGGGGAAGAAGAUCGUGCUCGUCGGGUAUAUGGCGCAUGUGUGUGUGUCGACGACGGCCCGCGCGGGCCAUGAGCUCGGGUAUGAGGUCUUGGUCGUGAAGGAGGCAGUGGGCGAUCGGGCGAUUCCUGGUGUUGAGGCUGGGACGUUGGUGGAUGUGGCGCUGUAUGAGAUUGGGGAUGUUUUUGGGACCGUCCUCGAGGAGGGGAAGGAGAUUGGGGAGUGAGAGGGGGUUUAUUCUUUGGUAGAGGCUGGUUGGUCGGGUGUGUAGGGUUGAGGAUUUGGGUCUCAUUCAUUAAGUUAUGUGGAAAUGACAUGAGGUGUAUAAAUUGGUUUUGGAUUGAGGAAUUGCUUUAUGCUCGUCACAAAGUGUAGACAGGCGGGUCGCAGCCAGUGCCUAGCUCGUAGCAAGCUGCCGCUAAACCUAACAACUGAGAUCAAUGCAGCUCCUGACCAUCUAAUCUCCUGUCUGCUACUGACAUUGUGCGU